AUGGUGUUCGUUAAGCCCACUGUCGGAAUCUCUCGUCUUGCUGGUACAGCAUUCAAAUCCUUCACCCACGGAUAUGCUCAGACUGUUGUCGCCGCUUCUCAGUCUUCCUACGCUUCGCAGAACACUGGUGUAACUCCUCUCGCAAGCAACUGGAUCCACCGCAUUGGCGGUAACCCCAGCACAUCUCAACUACAGCAUGUGCCGACACACACAAGCACCCAAGCAGCACGUCAGGACAACAACAACAACCAUGAUGGUCUAGCUCAAUACUACGAGGCAUGGCACAAACACCACAAGAACGGCGACCUUCGCGAAUGGCAACAGUUUCAGUUUCAAAAGUUGAUCGGAUACUCAGGCGCAGCAGCUGUUGAGAGCAAGGAAUUGGACGAUGUUCAGGAAAGCAGCGCGAUUGAGGAAGUGGAUGAGAGUUUGGAAGAUGCACCACAACGGGGCAACCUAAAGCGCGCAUACACGACUAGCGCUGUUGACAACUUUGGAAAGGCCAUCGACAACCAGGAAGCUGCAGCUAUUGCGUUCGCGCAGGUCAACGAAGCAAUUGCAGAGGAGAUCAGCAAGACCAAGCAAGAAGUCGAGGCUGCCGUUGACGUGGCGAUCGAGGAAGAUGCUGUUUCAGAAAGGACCAUCACCCCUGCUCGAGGCGGCCAAGAGCAGUUGUCCAGCGAUGUUCACGACACUGUUGCCGCUCCCAUCUCGGAACUCGAUGCGUACACACAGGAACUAGAAAUGAUGCUUCGCGACAAGCAGUAUUCACGCAUUCCUAGUAUCUUCGAGUCGAUGCUGUAUGCUGGCGUAAGGCAGCCUCCAGCUUCAGCCUAUCGUGCUUUGAUGACCUCGGCCAUCAAGCUCACUACUGGCAAACAUCAGAAGGUUCCCAAGGCCCUGGAAGUCUACUCGGAUAUGCUCCGCCGCAGAGUGAUUCCGGAUGCAGAGACUUACACUGCUCUGAUCGAUCUUCUGGCAAACAGAGCUCUGGAAGCUUCUGCUACCAAGAAGGUUCUUGAGGAAAAGCGUUCGCGUUAUGGUGGCAUGGAAGCCGAGGACAGCUUCCUCUUCCACUCGGAUGCGCUGGAAUAUGCCAUUUUUGCAGAGGAUGAGUCCUUGAGCAUUGCUUUGACGACAUUCAAUUCUGCUUCAACAAAGGUCGACCUCUCAACUAAAUCUUACGGUCUCCUCAUUCAUGCAUGUGCCAAGCAAGGACGCGUUUCCGACAUGAUGCGUCUGUUUGACCACAUGUCAGGCAAGGACAUUGUGCCCAACGCGAACAUCUUCCCUGCCAUGAUCAACGCAUUUGCGCUUACAGGAGACUUGCGCAACGCUGUGGACUGCUACGACAACUACAAGAAGCUGGCUAUUGAGAACGAUGCUGGACUGAACAGCAUGUCCAGAAUGGAUGAAGUUGUUUACUCUUCCCUGAUCAAGGCUUACGCUUCUUGCCAACACUUGAGUGGGGGCCAGAAGUUCCUGCGCGAGAUUGAAUCUCAUGAGCAGAAUGCUUUCAAGCGCCAAGCCAUCCGCGACACAGUUUUUGUCGAGUCCUUCCUUCCUCUUUCGCUCCAAACUGGUAAUUUCAAGGAAGCUUCCGCCAUUCUUGCCAAUGUCUCGAGCGCCGCUUCCGUCCACGCUCUGAAUGCGAUCGUCAUCGCUGCCGCUGACAACAACAAUUCGGACGAGAGCACCAAGGCGUUCAACGCCCUAGCUGCAGUCGGUGCUGACCUCGCUCCUUCCUCUAUGGCAAUGCUAGCAAUGCACGUUCGCAAUGCGAACCUCGAUGCAGCUGAACCCUACUGGCGUGUGCUUGAGAACUCUAUGGCUACUUCUGCCUUCAUUGAGCCGGCUACCAUGCGUGCGCUUGCUCUCAUCAGUGUUGGUCUUGCUACCCGUGGUAUCGCGCAGACUCGCCACAUGUUGAGUCGUAUAAGAGACGCUCAGAAUUCAGCAUCUGCCAACCACGAGAUUGCCGAAAAGGUUGAAGAGGUCAUCGAGGUCCUUGGCAGCUUUGCUUUGAAGAACAACAACACGCUUGAGCUUGGUGCCAGCAUGGAGCUUCUGCGUAUGAUGGUAGACAACGGUGCUCUUGUCAAUCCUAUCGCCGAGCACCUUGUAGCCUCCUUCGGUUCUCAAGAAAUCGCGCGGCUCAAUUCCAGUGACAUCGGUCUUCUGACUAAGGUUCAGUCGCGCAUGGUCCUAGACGAGGCGGCUCCCGAGAUUGCUGGUGAUGCCAGAUUUGCUUGCCUCCUCGAGAACAUUGUCUCCCGCGCCAUUCUUCCUGACGUCUCUACCGAGAACUUGAUUGAGAAGACCUUGAUCAACCUUGAUCGUAGUGAUCUGAGCCGCCUGUGGAACAACUACCGCUACCCCGUUCUUCCUUCGCCUGUCUACCCGCCUGUUGUCAACUUCAAUGCUUUCCCUCAAGCACCUAUGGUACCUGUUUCGCCGGUUUUCGAUGACGCUUUCGACCCUUAUGCCAGCCGAACUGACAACAAGGCUUCAGUCGCUAUUACUGACCUCCUUGAGAAACCUCAUGGAAAGUCUGCGUCCAAUUUGAAUGAGGCUCUCGCCAAGUUCCGCAACAUCCGCCGUGCUGGCCGCGUUCCGAGAUUCUUCGCCUACUCAAAGCUGAUCACUGCUGCCGCCAAGGAGAACCAAUUCAACCUCUGCCGUGAUAUUGUAGAGAUGGCCAAGCAGGACGUGCCUUUCCUCCCUCAAUACCGCGUAGUCAGAUUCGGAUGGGUCUCGAUCCUCGAUUCUAUGUUGUCAGCUUGCUUGACUGUUGGUCGUCGCGAUCUCGCUGCUCAGUACCACCAGGACUUGCUUGACAUGGGAGCCUCUCCUUCUGCUAACACUUACGGAUUGUACAUCACUACCCUCAAGGAGAACACCAAGACUUUCGACGAGGCUACUGAAGCUGUCAAGAUUUUCUUGCGCGCCAAGGCUGAGGGUGUCGAGCCUACUUCCUUCCUGUACAACGCCUUGAUCGGCAAGCUGGGCAAGGCUCGUAGAAUCGACGACUGUCUCUUCUACUUCGCUGAGAUGCGCAACCUUGGCAUUCGUCCUACCUCUGUUACCUACGGUACCAUUGUCAAUGCUCUUUGCCGUGUCAGCGACGAGAAAUUUGCUGAGGAGAUUUUCGAGGAGAUGGAAGCAUGUGCCAACUACAAGCCUCGUCCCGCACCUUACCACAGCUUGAUGCAACAUUUCUUGACCACCAAGCGAGACCGCAGCAAGGUGUUGAGCUACUAUGAGCGUAUGCGUUCUAAGGGUAUUCAGCCUACCAUGCACACCUACAAGCUUCUCAUCGACACUCAUGCUACCCUCGAACCUCUGAACAUGGCUGAGGCUGAAAGCGUCCUCGCCGAGAUGCGUGCUGCAGGCGAAAAGCCUGAGGCUGUUCAUUAUGCUGCGCUCAUUCAUGCUAAGGGUUGCGUACAGCAGGACAUGGCUGGUGCUCGUGCUCUCUUUGGCACUGUCGCUUCGGAUUCGAAUCUCAAGCUCCAGCCUUGCGUCUACCAGGCUAUGUUCGAGUCUCUUGUUGCAAACCGUCAAGUUGCUGAUGCUGAGCCCUUGCUCGCUCACAUGGCUGCCCGCAGAGUCGAGAUGACUCCUUACAUUGCCAACGCUUUGAUUCAUGGUUGGGCAUUGGAGAAGGACAUCGUGCGUGCUCGCCAGGCUUUCGACCGCAUCAACUUCGCCGACCGUGAGCCCAGCACAUACGAGGCUAUGGUUCGUGCCUACCUUGCUGUCGAAGAUCGCGAAGGCGCUCAGGCCGUCGUUGGUGAGGCUUUGAGUAGGGGCUACCCUACCGCUGUUGCCAACAAGAUUGUUGAGCUCAUCAGUGGUGGCAGACAAUAG
Messenger RNA from Aureobasidium melanogenum CBS 110374, 3870 nucleotides. RefSeq names its product pentatricopeptide repeat protein. The transcript has a single exon. Lineage: Eukaryota; Fungi; Ascomycota; Dothideomycetes; Dothideales; Saccotheciaceae. The coding region runs from base 1 to 3870 and encodes 1289 amino acids. The record is from RefSeq and is a predicted model, not a curated record. Gene Ontology annotation, molecular function: protein binding.